Molecule: messenger RNA, 2445 nt
Organism: Tripterygium wilfordii
Lineage: Eukaryota; Viridiplantae; Streptophyta; Magnoliopsida; Celastrales; Celastraceae
Product: membralin-like protein At1g60995
Exons: 14
Coding region: 230-2230 (666 amino acids)
Biological process (GO): response to endoplasmic reticulum stress; positive regulation of ERAD pathway
Cellular component (GO): endoplasmic reticulum
Source: RefSeq, a predicted model, not a curated record
CACAACGCUACCAAAUGCAAUUUCGUCGUCUUCAACAACGUCGUCUCUAUUUGACGAAAAAAGAGAGAAGCAAAUCAUCACGGUCUGUUCUGUUAGCCCAUGGAAGCAGGAACCGGUCCCCAAUCUCUCAUUCUCAUGCUAAACACCAUUUUAUCUGUACGACUCCCCAAGCUGGAAACGCAUAUGUGAACACUUAUAUAUACGUACACGUACAUAUAUACGUAUAUAUAUGGAUCCCGAGCAGACGUUCAUACGCGUGCAAGAGCGGUUCUCGCAGAUGCUGACGUCGAGAGUUAGAGCUACGUUGGAGUAUAUGUAUCUGUUCAUAGCCAUCACUCUCUUCUGUAUUAUAGUGGUUAUGCACGCCAACUAUGUUCAACAGCCCGGUUGUUCUAGUGAGCUAUCAGGAGUUAAAACAACAGACGCCCAACUCAUUCAAAUUAAGAUAACCAGUGCAGGCUUGUGGUCUCAGAAUGAGUCAGAAUCCACUGUGGUAGAUGUCCCUGAAAGCAAGACUAAAAUGGAUGAAGUACAGACGGAAACUCUGGACGAAGAAGGAUUGACAUUUUCAGCUGCAAAGUUUUGGUUGAAUUGGAUUGGCUCGGGUGCUAGGAGAGGAAGAAUGGCAUUGAAGUUCUGGAAAAGUGAUACUGAUAUUCUCGAACAUCACGGUGAAAGCCUCAAGGCAACUGUUGAUGAAGCAAUUACUAAGACUGAUAAAGAGGAGACACGUAACAGUUUUCCUUUAUCUGUGAAAGAAACCCUUAAAGCAGCAAUCAUUCACUUUGUAAAUAAGUGGCACAGACGCCUAUCUUUUGUUUGGAGACAUGCAGUGCAAAUCAUUGGAAAUUUCCAGAAGUUGUGGAAUAUUACAGGCAUACAGUUGGAUCUUGAUGUUCCGAAGUGGUUGCAUAUACUUCACUUGGACAGGCUUAACUUGUAUGCAGUGCAGUGGCUUGAGAACAAAAGCAAAGCAUUUGAGCCUACUUAUCUGUACACAAUGGAAAAGGGUUACUUCUUGCUACCUGAAGCAGCUAAGUCUCAGCAUAACAUACGAACAAUCAACAUCAGCAUAUCAGCUCGACAUUCUUGCUUUGGGAACAGGUGGCAGCAGCUUCUCAUAAACAGAGUUGUUGGAUAUGAUACAAUAUUGAUGAAUAGCUUGCUAAAUUCUCCUGGUCAAGGUUAUCUGUAUAAUUAUCAAACCAGGGAGUUCUACAAUCUUAGUUACACACAUGAACCAGCACAAGGUCCUGCAAGAUUUGGAGACUAUCUCGUGACCAAGUGUGGCGUGCUUAUGAUGUCACUCUUUGUUUUUUUCACCACUACAAUGUCAGUCUCAUUUACAUUGAGAGAGACACAGACACGCAUGCUGAAGUUCACUGUGCAGCUUCAACACCAUGCUCGACAUCGACUUCCAACAUUUCAAUUGAUCUUUGUCCAUGUGAUUGAGUCUCUUGUUUUUGUUCCGAUAAUGAUUGGAAUCCUGUUCUUUUUGUUCGAGUUUUAUGAUGAUCACCUGUUGGCCUUCAUGGUUUUAAUUCUUGUCUGGCUGUGUGAACUUUUUACGUUGAUCAGUGUCCGCACACCAAUUUCAAUGAAGUUCUUUCCUCGUUUCUUUUUGCUCUAUUUUCUGGUUUUCCACAUCUAUUUCUUCUCAUAUGCUUAUGGUUUUUCAUAUUUGGCCCUCUCUACGACCGCUGCGUUUAUGCAACAUCUCAUUUUAUACUUUUGGAACCAUUUUGAGGUUCCAACUCUACUGAGAUUUAUGCAAAAUCGAAGAUCACAGCAUCCGCAACACCCAGACUUUCGUAUCACUUCAUCAACCAUCCUUACAUCAACUUUACACAUCACAAGAUUGAACACAAGAAACCCUGGUCAAGUCAAUUCAGAUUUGGCCUCUGGGCCAGCAGCAUUGAGACCUGAAUCUGACCAGGCAACUCCAGCACAUGGAGCAGAAGCUCCUGGGGUUCCACAACGCUCGGAGAAUGAAAACAGUGAAGGUAACCCUGUGCAAAUUCCAGGUCAACCUGAUCUUCAGCAAGCAGAAACAGGUGCCAGUUCUGGAACAAUGAACUCAUUUAGUUCACUGUUGCUAUGGAUCCUAGGUGGGGCUUCUUCUGAAGGCCUCAACUCAUUUCUUUCCAUGUUUAGAGAUGUGAGAGACCAAGGACAAGUUUAUCCCGAGUCCCCGGGGAAUGAAAACCGUGCAACUGGUAAUGGACAAUAAUAGUACUAUAAAGAUAUUAUGAAAAGGACUACUAAUAUUUCUCUGCUAGUUUUGGUGGCCUGUAUUGUUUGUUUACAAAUGAUGAUAAUAGAUUAACAUGGCGGCCCCUUAUUGUACUUCUACAUAAGCAAACGGGGAAAGGUGGUCUAGAACAAAAGAAACUCAUUUCUAUAAUGCACCUCCCUCUACUCACAAAAUGCUUUCAUUAUGGUGGA